Molecule: messenger RNA, 2223 nt
Organism: Penicillium macrosclerotiorum
Lineage: Eukaryota; Fungi; Ascomycota; Eurotiomycetes; Eurotiales; Aspergillaceae
Product: putative actin polymerization protein Bzz1
Exons: 6
Coding region: 1-2223 (740 amino acids)
Biological process (GO): regulation of actin filament polymerization
Molecular function (GO): protein binding
Source: RefSeq, a predicted model, not a curated record
AUGGCGGCAGCUGACGUUGCUCCCCAGUUUGGAGCGGAGCUAAAGGAUAACUUCAAACCGGUCAAUACCUGGGUCUCGAACGGCAUCGUGUGGCUGGAUGAGAUCCAGCAGUUUUACCGCGAACGUAGCGUCAUCGAAAAAGAGUAUGCAUCAAAACUUAGCGCUCUCUGCAAGAAAUACUACGACCGCAAGUCCAAGAAGAUUAGCCCGUUGAGUGUUGGCGAUACCCCCACGUUGACGCCCGGAUCUCUCGAGAGCGCCUCCCUUACAACAUGGACCACACAAUUGAAUGCCGUCGAGGCGCAUGCCGCGGAACGAGACAGGUUCGCCACGGAUUUGGUCGCCCAGGUAGCAGAACCGCUCAAGCAUGCUGCUGUACAGUACGAAGAAAUUCGCAAGUGCCAUGUCGACUACCAUACCAAGUUGGAAAAGGAGCGGGAUGCAUCCUACGGAGAGUUGAAGAAAGCGAAAGGCAAAUAUGACGGUGCAUGUCAAGAGGUUGAGUCACGGCGCAAGAAAGUGGAAUCGUCAUUCGAUCACGGCAAAGCGAAAGCCCAGUCGGCGUAUCAACAACAGAUCCUCGAGAUGAAUAACUACAAGAAUUUAUAUUUGAUUGGUAUCAACGUUACCAACAAGCUGAAAGAGAAGUUCUUCCACGAAUAUGUCCCUGGAGUUUUAGAUGGCUUGCAAGAUCUCAACGAGACCCGAGUCACAAGGCUGAAUGCUCUCUGGUCGCUAGCCGCACAACUAGAAAAGUCGUCACUCAUGAACAGCAUAAAUCUUACCACAAACUUGCUGACGGAGAUCCCACGCAACAAUCCACGGCUCGACUCGAUGAUGUUUCUACAGCAUAAUGUGACACAGUUGCAAGAGCCGGCGAGUCUCGGUUUUGAGCCGAGUCCCGUAUGGCAUGAUGAUGCAUCUAUUAUCACCGAUGAGGCUGCCAAGGUGUUUCUUCGAAAUGUGCUUGGAAAGAGCAAGACUCAAGUGCGCGAAUUGCGUGUGGAGGCAGACAAGAAGACACGAGAAGUUGAAAGUGGAAGGAAAGUGCGAGAGAAUGUUCGGCAAGGCAAAGAUAACCGAAAUGAGGUCGAUAUUGUGCGAUCUAUCUUCUACCUACAAGAGUCCUUACAUGAAGUGGAGCGCAAAUGGCUUACCGCGGAGGUGGAAACAUCCACGAUCAUCUCCGUGGCUGGGGAUUUGUCGCUUGGCGCUAAGAACCAUAACUUCCGAUCGCAAACUUUUAAGAUUCCCACGAACUGUGAUCUUUGUGGGGAGCGCAUCUGGGGCCUGUCAGCCAAGGGCUUUGAUUGUCGGGAUUGCGGCUAUACCUGCCACAGCAAGUGCCAAAUGAAGGUACCGGCAGAGUGCCCAGGAGAGCAAACCAAAGAGGACAAGAAGAAACUCAAGUCAGAGCGUCAGGAGCAGGCGGGCGCCAUACCUAGCGUUGAUAUUGAUAGUUCGGCGGCCUCGACAGCAGCGCCGUCCUUGACUCGCCAGAACACCAUGAAUUCAUUGAGUUCCGGAUAUGCCGCGAGCACGGCACGGUCCGCGUCAGUAUCCAAUGUUGCAAUUCAACCCACGCCAGAGAACCCAGCAGAUGCAGCCCCGGCGCCCGUGGAAGAGACCAAGCCGACUGCAGGGAAACGAAACCGAGUAUUGGCGCCCCCUCCAACCGCGUACGUUAGUGCGCCGCCUGGCAGCGAAUUAUCUUUUGCCUCCAAGUCCAGAGAACCGAAGGGCAAGAUGCUUUAUCCUUAUCAGGCCACUGGGGCCGAUGAGGUCACUGUGCAGGAUGGGGAUGAAAUAGCAAUCCUCGAGCCAGAUGAUGGAUCGGGCUGGCUGCGUGUACGUGCCGGCUCCCAAGAGGGCCUUGUUCCAGCUACGUAUGUCGAGGCAGCUCCAACCCCAUCCCCGGUGCCCUCCGCCAGUCCCGGCGCACCGGAUCGUCCUGGCUCAACCUACUCCAACUCCUCGGCCUCACUGGCGGGGAGCGCGGCAGCCAAACGUGUCGGGCCCGCCGUGGCGCCGCGCCGAGGCGCCAAGAAGCUGCAGUAUGUGGAAGCCUUGUACGACUAUGAGGCUCGCAGCGACAUGGAAUGGACCAUGGCGGAGGGAGAUCGGUUUGUCCUAGUCACCCGCGAUGGUGGCGACGGGUGGGCUGAUGUUGAGCGUGGUGGAGUCACUAAAAGCGUUCCCGCCAACUACAUCCAGGAGGUGUAG